AUGAUGAAUAAAAAAACAAAAAUAAAGAAAAAUUUGAGAUUAUGCUUUUUAUAUUUAAAAAGUGAUAUUUAUUAUUUCAGAAGCUUAGUUUUAGCAUUUUAUAUAGCUUUAGGAGUCAUAGGCUACAAAAAUUAUACUAUUUCAAUUUAUGAAAAUUUAAUUUCCUAUUCCUUUAUUUUUAAGAGUUACAAAGAUUUUGCUAGCUAUAUUAUUAGAGCAUUUUAA
Messenger RNA from Blepharisma stoltei, 225 nucleotides. The record is from the annotation of a GenBank genome assembly. NCBI's taxonomy places the organism in Eukaryota, Ciliophora, Heterotrichea, Heterotrichida, Blepharismidae.